GAAAUCCUGACGUUUCCACUGGAUGACUGCUUCCUCCUAACUAUUCCGGUUCCAUGAGGGUUUUGAAGCAGCUGAUUUCCGGCUCGGCUUUCGGUCGAUUAACUUGUUAUUUAGAAAAUAGUCCUCAUCUGUAGAGUAAAACAAAACUGACUCGAUAUUGGGGUGGAAGUUUAUCGUUAUUCUCUUCAAGUAAUGACCAGACUGAAACGAUUCGGACACCAGAUGGAGAAGAAAACCCUCCGAUAAGGAAGAGCUCAACUUAACGUAUGGUUUCACCAGCUGACAGGAGGGAGAAGUGUGUGAGAUACCUCUACAAUGUGGACAGAUAAGCAGAGAGGAAUCAGAGUUUCUCAGCAGGAGCUGCUCUGCAAGAAUGCCUGUGGAUAUUAUGGAAACCCUGCAUGGCAAGGCUUCUGCUCCAAGUGCUGGAGAGAGAGAGCACGUCCGGCAACGGCUCAGAGACAAGAGACAAGGCCAAGCAAUGAUGGAACUCCUCUCACCUUCUCCAAAUUUGAGGAGAAGAAAAGUACAGAGAAAGGUCGUCGAAUUAACACCAUGAGGAGACUCUUCUGGGGCAGCCCAUCGCCUCCAAAACGUCAAGAGACUUCUGAGGGCUUUACAAAUGUGUUAAAAGCCUUCCAGAGACUUGAACCCGGGGACUUCACCGGUUUCCUAAAGAUACUUCGGAGCCCUUCCUCUCAGCGCUUGCAGUCCAGAUGCACAGCUUUCCUCAACACAAUGGAAGCUUACCAUCAUCUGCAGGUACAGAAGCAGUCAGAUCUUGUGCAAGAUUUCUUCCAGUCUUUUGCAGAAUAUUUUAGCACUCUUCCCGAGACUCAAGUCACUCAGAUAAUGGAGCACGUAGAGAAGUUAAUAAUGACGAGACUGCACAAAUGGGUUUUCUGCCACGACAGCUGUGAUGAUGAGCAGAAGGAUUUAAUUCUCCAAAGAAGAAUCCGCUCCUUAAACUGGAUAACUCCACAGAUGCUGAGUGUGCCUUUUCCUGAUAAACAGACCUCAGUCACAGGCGACCCGUUCCUGCCUGCCAUAACAGCCAUCAUCGAAAUGGAUGCCAAAAGAGCACCUCAGGACAAACUUGCAUGUGUGUCCAAAUGCAGUCAACACGUCUUUGAAGCACUCUCCACCUCCAGCAGUGAGCCUGCUAAUGCCGAUGACUUCCUGUCAGCCCUGGUUUAUGUGGUGCUAAAGGCAAAUCCACCUCGCCUUCACUCCAACAUGCAGUACGUGAUACGUUUUGGUCUCCCUCACAGUCUGAUGGCAGGAGAGAGCGGCUACUAUUUCACAAACCUGUCUUGUGCAGUGGCCUUCAUUGAAAAACUGGAUGGACCAGCACUCAACCUCAGUCCAGAAGAGUUUGACGGCUACAUGCUCCAUCAGCGGGCUCCAUCAUCAUCACAGGCUAGAAACAAGAGGCUGCAGAUUGCAGGUGACACACAACACCUGUUGGAAGAGCUAAAAGGCAGACAGGAGAAGCUGGACCAUGGGAUGGAUGCCCUCAACAUGCAGCUGCAGGAGUGGGUCCAAGCAGUUAAUUUUCAGCUGGAUGAAGCAACAGCUCAGUUUGCUCUGGUACAGAAGGAGAUAACAGCUCAGGCUGAGCUUUCACUGGUUUCAUCAUCCUCACCCCAUGAUGAAUCACAGCAAGGGUUAAACAGGGAGCAGUCUGUGCUGGUGCUUGAGGAUAAACAUGCAGGACCAAAAGAUACAGACUGUUAGCUAUAUAAAAAAACAAAAACAAA
This is a messenger RNA of Notolabrus celidotus (New Zealand spotty), 1760 nucleotides long. RefSeq names its product rab5 GDP/GTP exchange factor-like. Gene Ontology annotation, biological process: vesicle-mediated transport. Gene Ontology annotation, cellular component: cytosol; endocytic vesicle. NCBI's taxonomy places the organism in Eukaryota, Metazoa, Chordata, Actinopteri, Labriformes, Labridae. The transcript has 9 exons. Bases 316 to 1737 code for a protein of 473 amino acids. Gene Ontology annotation, molecular function: guanyl-nucleotide exchange factor activity; DNA binding; zinc ion binding. The record is from RefSeq and is a predicted model, not a curated record.